AUGGCUGCCUCCAAUUCCAACACUGUCAGCUUGAAGCUUUUUAUAGACCCAAAUUCUAAUAGACUUCUGUUUGCAGAAGCUGGUAAAGAUUUUGUUGAUUUUCUAUUCAGUAUUAUGUUAUUGCCUGUUGGCACUGUGAUUAGGCUCAUUGGUAAACAAGGAACAGGGUGCAUUGGAAACAUUUACGACAGCAUUGAAAAUUUGGGCAAUUCCUAUAUGCUGUCAGAAAACAUCACAGACAUCCUUUUGAAGACUCAAGCUUUUAACUAUGGUGUUUACAAACCUGGGUUGUGGUCAUCCCUGUCAACGUCAAUAUACACCAAAUUCUACAGGUGUAGUAACUACAAACCAAAAGAGGAUUGUAGCAAGUAUAUGGCAAAUGGUUUCUCUUGGUGUCCUAGCUGCUACAAACAAAUGGACCUUGAUUUCACUUUUGUGAAUUUUCGAGAUAAGGUAGGGGUAGGUUUUGUCAAGGAAUCUGUAACUUAUAUGAUAACGGAUGAUCUGGCAGUGAGGCCUAUGUCUGCUAAAUCUAUUUUCACUUUGCUCAACCACUUGAACAUAAAGGAUGCUGGUGAUCUUGAAGAGAAAGUCAUUGCCGUUGGAGCUAAUGAGGGAGUGGAAUUGCUUAGGGCAUCCAUGCAGACAAAAACGGUGCUUACUGCUGUUUUCCUUGGUGGGAAGAAGGAAUCCUCCAUAAAGUCCGAGCCUAUUCACUGA
Molecule: messenger RNA, 720 nt
Organism: Gossypium raimondii (Peruvian cotton)
Lineage: Eukaryota; Viridiplantae; Streptophyta; Magnoliopsida; Malvales; Malvaceae
Exons: 2
Coding region: 1-720 (239 amino acids)
Source: RefSeq, a predicted model, not a curated record